AUGGCAUACGAAAAAGUCGCCGGACGUGCUGAAAUCAUCAGUGUCCAUGAAGGACACCUGCUGAAGACAACCACAAAAGAGGAGGUGGACAGUUAUUUAAGGAUGUCGGAGUCAUUGGCCAAUGUGGCACCGAGGUGCUGCUACAUCAUCACCAACGGGAAGUUGGUCGAGAUGAAAAAAUGCAUGGUGUGCAUCCAGAACUCUUCAAAGAUCUCUCAGUUGAUGACAUCUCACUCCAACGGAGAAUUCCUAAUUCUAAAAGAUGAAGGAUAUGAAAUGGUCAAUCCACGCAUUAUGGAUCUGAAACUGGGAACACGAACUCACAGUGAUUACAUCCCCAAAGAAAAAAAAGAAAAUCACAUACGAAAGUGUAAGGCCACCACUUCUGAAAAACUAGGCCUCCGUCUCAGUGGAGCUGCUUUUGUCGGAAGUGGAGACUCCUUUGCAACGAAGUGGGACAAAGCUUUCGGAAAGUCUCUCAAAUCAGACCAAUUCUUCAAAGCCAUGAAGAACUUCUUUGACGUUGAUGAACGUCAGAAAACUGAAGUUCUUCGUCAACUUCUGAAAAUUAGAGUUGUACUAGAGGACAGUACAUCUCAUCGUUUCUUUGGAAGCUCACUGCUGAUUCUGAUUGAUGACGAAGGGCAGGAGACUGUCAAAGUCAAGCUGAUUGACUUCGCCAGUAUGGCUCGCUCGGAGACCGGUCAGCAACAAUACGACGGCGUCGAUAAUGGAGCAAUUCUGGGUGUCAACACCCUCAUCAAGUUUCUCACUAAAUAA
This is a messenger RNA of Caenorhabditis remanei, 780 nucleotides long. RefSeq lists its product as uncharacterized. Gene Ontology annotation, cellular component: nucleus; cytoplasm. The transcript is spliced from 4 exons. NCBI's taxonomy places the organism in Eukaryota, Metazoa, Nematoda, Chromadorea, Rhabditida, Rhabditidae. Gene Ontology annotation, biological process: phosphatidylinositol phosphate biosynthetic process; inositol phosphate biosynthetic process. The coding region runs from base 1 to 780 and encodes 259 amino acids. Gene Ontology annotation, molecular function: inositol hexakisphosphate kinase activity. The record is from RefSeq and is a predicted model, not a curated record.